UGUAAGUGAGCUAGAGCUCACAUCUAAAAUAUUUUGUGUAUAAAAAAAUCAAGGGAAAAAAAAACCAUUUUUUCGGCUGGUAGUGUUUCGUUAGUGCUUCAUUGAGAUUCAACAUUUUGUUGAACAACCAGCAGCAGCAGCAGCAGCGGCAGCAACAACAGACAGGAUCUCCGCGAAGGAGGAGGAGGUGAGCAGCAGGAGGAGGAGGAGGAGGAGCAGGAGUGGGAGCGGAGUUGGCUUUGUCUUGCGAGGAAGCGACCGCUGCUUGUCCAUGCCAAGCACGUCCUUUAACUGCAGCUUACGCGUCUGACAGCCGGCAACUCGAUCAUCCAUGUAUCCUUCACCAGCCACCCACUAGAAAUUGCCAGCAGCUCAGCGUCCGGCAUGUCGGACCCGGUGAUGCCUAGCGAGGAGCUGUGCUCCUCAGACUGGGUCAGCUCCAUGCCGAAUGCGGACAUCUCCAGCACAUCCAGCAUGUCCUUGGCCACCACUGCCCUGGAUUUCAUCCACAAUGGUUUUCCGCUCAUCGAACGGCGGGGUGCAGAAGCUGAGCAUGGAUCGCAGGUGGAUCCACUGCUGGAAGCAAGCCCAGCACCACAAUCCCAACCAGAACCUGAGCACAUAACAGAGCCUUUAGUUGAGCAUCCAGUUCAACUACCAGCAGAUCCUCCAACGGAACCUUCUGCUGACCUCCCAGCGGAUUGUCCAGCAGACUCUUCAGCAGAUCUUUCAGCAGAUCUUUCAGCAGAUCUUUCAACAGAUCUUUCAACAGAUCUUUCAACAGAUCUCUCAUCACAUAACCAACCAGAUUCCCCAGCAAAUUUACCAGCUGAUCCACCAGCAGUUCCUCCAGCGGAUCCGCCAGCAGACCCCGUAGCAUACAUCCCAGCAGAUAGCCCAGCACAUCUACCACCUGAUCUCCCACCAGAUCUCAGACCAGAUCCCCCACCAGAUCCCCCAUCAGAUUUGCCACCAGAUUUGCCACCAGUUCCCCAACCAGAUCCCCCAUCAGAUCUCCCAUCAGAUCUCCCAUCAGAUCUCCCAUCAGAUCUCCCAUCAGAUCCCCCAUCAGAUCCCUCACCAGAUCCCCCACCAGAUCCCUCACCAGAUCUCCCAUCAGAUCUCCCAUCAGAUCUCCCAUCAGAUCUCCCAUCAGAUCUCCCAUCAGAUCUCCCAUCAGAUCUCCCAUCAAAUCUCCCAUCAGAUCUCCCAUCAGAUCUCCCAUCAGAUCUCCCAUCAGAUCUCCCAUCAGAUCUCCCAUCAGAUCUCCCAUCAGAUCUCCCAUCAGAUCUCCCAUCAGAUCCCCCGCCAGAUCCGCAAGCAAGUUCCCCAACAGACCUCCCAACGAAUCCCCCGAAAGAUCCGCAACCAACUCCCCCAACAGAAUGCCCCGAAGAGCCACAAGCAGAGACAACACACGGUAGUGUGGACACAAAGGCCAACUCCCUUCUGGAGACGACGCCAUCGAGUGGGCUGGACGGCUCCACCGGAACGAAGAUGUCCCCGGACGCGCCUGUGUUCUAUCCCAUGGGCACCAGACUAGCACACAUACUGUCCAACGACGAGGAGCUCCGGAAUACUCCACGCAAUUCGGCACCCCUAAACUCCUUCGAGUUUGGCCUCGCCAACGGAACGGGUCCAUACAUCGGACCAGGUAGUGAUAUUCCACGGAGCUACCACUUCGUCGAUCCUGCCACCGGGGAGCGCAACUACAAUAGCUUUGGCCUGGGCAUGAACUACGAUGUGCGCCGCAAUGAUCGAGUCUCUGAUCGGCGGGAGACGGACGUACCGCCAUCGGAGGCAGUCGAUUCCUGGGGUUCCCACCUCUACGGAAGUCCGCACCCCAGACCACCAGACGAGAGUGCCUCGCCGGAGGCUACUGGAGGUGCGUCGACAGCCAGGACCAACAACAUUCGCCACUUCCUCAUCGAACCAACGGAAGCGCGAACAUCGCCGGAGUUUCCGUCCUUUGAGUCCUUUGCCGGGCAGCUGGACGACAUGGGGGUGCAACGGGAUGAGUUCAUGGCAACGCUGCGUAACCUGCUAAUACGAGCCAAUGACCUGAUGAUGCCCCUACUCCAGGGUCCCUUCAAGUACAUGACGCCCAUCCAGAUGGCCGAGUACACCAGCGCCAUUUUGGAGACACCGCCGCUGCAUCCGAGUAUCUUCAUGCCACCGAAUGUGCCACGUCCCUGGACGGGUCUCACUGGUCUCAAUCUGCCCUACGACAUCCAUCCGAAUAGUCUCACGCCCGAGGAUCUGGCACGCGUCCAGGGAGUGCCCAAGUCAGUGGACGCCGCCACUCAGACGGAAUUCCGUUGCAUGUGCAUGUUCUUCGCACAAAGAGGAUCGGCGUCGGCGUCGGCUUCUGUGCCACCGCCACCACCUGGGCCGCCGCCACCGCCUGUGCCGCCUGGUCCACCUGGACCACCUGGACCACCGGGUCCGCUUGCCUUCUAUCCAGGAUCACCUAUUAACACUCCCCGAAUGCAUAGGGCACACGGCGGAGGAGGACCCAGUGGACCGAGAAUACCGCAGCCAUAUCCGCCAGUUUCUGGGCCAGGUGGCUCACAGAGUGGUGGACCACCACCACCACCACCACCACAACUGCCGUUUGGCUUCUGGGGCAGGCCCAUGCCAAUGGCCAUGCAUCCCAAUCAUGUUCCGCAUCCUGCAUCGCAUCGCAUGCCCCGGCCGCCGCAUCCACAGGCCGCCUUCCCUCAUCACCAUCCACCACCGCCUCAUCCGCAGGCGCAUCCCCAUCCGCAGGCGCAUCCCCAUCCGCAGGCGCAUCCCCAUCCGCAGGCGCAUCCCCAUCCGCAAACGCAUCCGUAUACGCAUCCCCAUCCGCAGGCGCAUCCCCAUCCGCAGGCGCAUCCCCAUCCGCAGGCGCAUCCCCAUCCGCAGGCGCCUCCCCAUCCGCAGACGCAUCCCCCUCCGCAGGCGCAUCCACAUCCCCAUCCCCAUCCCCAUCCGCAUCCGGGAAUGCAGGCGGGUCAUCCGACGGUGCCGACGCACAGUUCACAGCCGCACCACCGGCAGGGUGGAGCAAUGCGCCACCACGAGGGCGGCUAUAGGGGCUACCGCUUCCAAGGUCCCUACAGUCCACGCAACCAGGCGAACCAAUGUCGCUAUGGUGCCAUCGGCAGCGGGCGUCCCAGCCAGAAUAGUGACGGCAACUAUACGAACUACAGCAACGGAGGAGCCCCGCUCUAUGUGAGCACACCGAGUGGCAGCCAUCAGAUGGCACCUGGUGUGUCCCAUCCCCGCGUCAAAUUGGUCCAUCCCAUUGACAUUGAGCAGCUGAGACUGAACCUGGAUCCACCGAGCGAUGAGACCACUGCAGAUAGGCAGGAGAUACCUUCGUCCUCGUCGGGCACCGAUUCGUCGAACACCGAGAUGGAGCGCCAGGAUAGCGAGGAGAGCAGCUAUGUGGAGGGUGAGAAUGCAUGCGAGGAGGACGACGCCGAAGAGGUGGGAGAGGAGGUUGACGACGACGAUGAUGAGGAGGAGCACGAGGAAGAGGAUGAGAACGGGGAUGUGGAUGCGGAUGAUGCGGAGGUCACGGAACCAGAACGCAAUGGCAUCGUCUGCCAGCAGCGGCCCAGCACGCUAUCCAUUACCGAUUCCCGGAGUUACAGUUUCGGUGAGGUCGAGUUCAUGAACUACGUGAUGUCGGAGACUCCCAUAUUGCCCAAUCCCGGCCAGCAGCCGGGCUCCAGCGCCACCUACACGGAGCACCAUUUGCCGCAAACGCCACGCGGCAACCUGCCCUGCGCCCAGGUCACCCCCAAUGUGAUUCCAAGCCAUUUGCCAGCCCAUCGCCCUCCGCGGGAUCAGUCCGAUCAGCAGGUGCUGCCUCCCUUGCCCCAGAUGCCGCCAAUGCCACCGAUACCUCCGAUGCCAGAGCCCGUUGCCGUGUCUUCCAAUCCCAGUAGACGUCGGGCCGGUGCUGGUACUCAAUCCAAGAUGCCCUCGACUUCACAGGAACACUAUAGUAGUAACCAGUUCAAUCCGAUGGACGUCCAACAGCAGCGGCCCAAUCCCGACUACAAUGCAGCUAUGAUGGGCCAGGAGCAGCCGGGUACCAGUACCAGUGGCAUUUAUAUGAGGCCACCUCCUCCACCGCAUCCACCACAUCCACCACCACCACCGCCACAGAUGUACCCGAUACGGCAGGAGAGGCCCAUGGCACCGAUCCUGUUCGAAGUGGGCGGCAAUCUCGGUCACAGCGCCGGCCCGUCCAUGAUGCAGAACGUCAAUGGUGGCCGGUAUGGUCAUGGUCGCGGUCGUGGACACGGUCCAAGUCCCAGUCGUGGCACCCACGGCCAGAAUACCUACGGGCAGAUGGCCCAUCCGCUACACCAGUCACAUCCGCCACAUCCGCCGCAUCAGCCACAUCCGCCGCAUCAGCCGCAUCCACCGCACUACGGAAUGCCCUUCAAUGGAAACAUGGGCCCGAAUAUGAUGGCUCCACAUAUACGCGGCGGUCCGGCUAUGAACCAUAUGAACCACCAGGUGAACCACCACAUGAACCACAUGGGCAGGGGCAUGGGCAUGGGCGUCGGACUGCUGCCGUUGCCGCUGCAGAUGCUCAGUCCAAGUCGGAUGGAACAGCCCGGCAUGGGCAUGCAGCAGGGCAUGGCCAUGAACAUGCCACCGCCCACUCACAUGAGUCCGCGGCACAAUGUCAAUCCCUAUCACCCGAGUGCUAGCAACCCGGACACGAACAAGAUGCCGCCAGCUGGCGCACCUGUCAGAGUCAACGCCGAGAUGCAGCAGCAUGUCCGCGUUGCUCCCGAUCCUCGCCAGAGUUUCGAUGGCAAUGUGGGUGUGGCACGUGGCCACAGGCCACGUAAUCGCCUCUCGAGGUAUUCCUCGCCAGCCACGCCCAGAUCCAUUCCCCAAAAUGUAGCUCCUGUCCAGGAUGUCCAGGAUCUCCAGGGUGGCACACCCAACAACAACCAGAGCAACAACAACCAGAGCAACAACAACCAGAGCAACAACAACCAGAGGAACAACAACCAGAGCAAGAACAACCAGAGCAAGAACAACCAGAGCAACAACAACCAGAGGAACAACAACCAGAGCAACAACAACCAGACUGCGGAGCAAUUGGAAUCGUCACCAUUUGGAACGCAAUCGGAUAAGGAUGAGGAUGAGGAUGAGUAUGAGGACGUGGCUGGAGCGGCACGGAAUCCCAUCCAGUCCGGCUGGAGUCCACUGCGUCCGUUGCUGAUGCGCGGCGAUAAGCACGUUUUCAAUUCGCACACGGAGCAGCAGGAGUAG
This is a messenger RNA of Drosophila santomea, 5289 nucleotides long. RefSeq lists its product as uncharacterized. Bases 385 to 5289 code for a protein of 1634 amino acids. The record is from RefSeq and is a predicted model, not a curated record. The transcript has 8 exons. Lineage: Eukaryota; Metazoa; Arthropoda; Insecta; Diptera; Drosophilidae.